This is a messenger RNA of Gloeophyllum trabeum ATCC 11539, 591 nucleotides long. RefSeq lists its product as uncharacterized. Gene Ontology annotation, molecular function: transcription coregulator activity. Lineage: Eukaryota; Fungi; Basidiomycota; Agaricomycetes; Gloeophyllales; Gloeophyllaceae. Gene Ontology annotation, cellular component: mediator complex; core mediator complex. The transcript has 4 exons. Gene Ontology annotation, biological process: regulation of transcription by RNA polymerase II; termination of RNA polymerase II transcription. The annotation marks the transcript as partial. The record is from RefSeq and is a predicted model, not a curated record.
UACGAAGUAGCUUUAUUCGGCGAGUUCUUCUCCAAGGACCUCAAGGCGAUUCGAGAAAGGUUCGGGCUGCACAGUGAAGCUGCGCAGGCCAUGCAUUGUCGAGAGAUCCUGCUGGAGCCCUUGGAUGCAAAGAGCCAGCGGGACAGUGGGGUAGAUCCUAUUAUGCUGAGGGCGAGGAAGGAGCUGCUGGAGCCUAAUGCUGGAUGGGCACUGUAUUCAUACUCCAAGCCAGAGCCCACCAAGCUUUACUCGGACGCGACAGUACGGCCAUGGGCUACUGUCCAAGUUAUCGGUGAUGCACUGAGCUUCGCGUCCGCUAUGGGCUACGUUCGACGGUCUCAGAUAUAUAAACGAGGGUAUUCCUUCCGGAGGGGACCUCUGGUCAUCCAGAUGUUCCAGCAGGAACAGGUCGACCCCAAGACACAGAAACCGAGCCCAGCACACGCAGACACCCUAUGGGAAGUCGAAGUCAAGAACGCCCAGCCUGCGAGGAACACGCAAGAAAGACCCUUGACGGCACUCAUCCAGGAAGUCUUGAAAGUGCAAGAACUUAUGAAAGGAUUACUCGAUCUACGACGGCAGGAUCUAUGA